Linum trigynum is the source of this 3813-nucleotide messenger RNA. The record is from the annotation of a GenBank genome assembly. Lineage: Eukaryota; Viridiplantae; Streptophyta; Magnoliopsida; Malpighiales; Linaceae.
AGCAAUCGGCGAGAAAUUCAUCGCUCAUUUUGUUGAGCAAAUCAGUUCUCACAUGUUUCAUUGUUAAAAAGGUUCUCUUCGUAGUAGCUGUUGAAAUGAGAAGCAUCAACACUAGAUAAAUCAAUCGACUAAUCAAUUUACAUUGUGUGUCCAUCCCUGCACGGCUGCACACCAGCUGCCUUAGUAAAUUUGUAAGGGAACAAACCUCAUAUUUCUUUUAGUCUUUUACGUUUUUAACUUUUUAGAAUUUUAGGUUUCAUUGUUUUUUUUAAGACGCAUAUUCUUUGAGGCUAAAUUUAGAAUAGUGAUUUGAAUAUGUUCAACUUGAUAAUUUUUCUAGUUAAACCCAAUCUUAUCAUAGAAUAACACUGAAUUGAAUGUCUAAAAUCAAAAAUUUCAUAAGGACUAUAUUAACUACGGAUCCAGAGGAGGGCUGGGCCGGGGCCUGGGGUGGCCACCCCCUGGAUCCGCCAGUGAAGCCCAUGAGUCUGCUUUCUUUUGAGGGACAUGUAAGAUUCAACAUAACAUUCUCCCAACAACUCGAGUUAUUGAAAUCAACUAGCUCAUGACAAAAUAAAUACGCAGAGAAUUUGAUGGGAUGCAAAACAAAUUACAUUUGGCGGGAAAUUGGGAUGCGAGAGGGACCGAGGCCGGCCGCCUUUCGAUUUCGCAGAAAUCCUGCUACGUUUCCCCCUAAAUAAGCUGCUGCUGCUGCCGCUGCCGCUGCUGCAUGCUGUUGAAUACAGAAUCGUUGACCCAUAAAAUUAAAACCAUCAUCAUCGAAAUCUACUCGUAUCCAGCUGUUUAAGUUUCGAAAAAAUAUUGACCAACCAAACAGUAAAACACAGACUUUUUUUUCUCCUUCUAUUUACUUUGAUCCGUUAGCCGAAACAGAAAUUACUAAUGGGAAUGGAAAAAAAGAGGCCCCCAACCACAAGUACACGUGGCGGCUCUUGGUUCCAUGGGAGGAGAAGAAACGAUGGCUCCCGGUCCUCACCCAGCUCACCACGUGUCCACCGUAGUACACGUGGCGGAGACCCAGUGAAUCUCCGAAUCCUUCGUCUCCUUUUCCUAUCCCCUUUUUCUUUUGGUAUGAAUUUUCGAUACACCCCCUCUGUGCCAUCAGCAGCACGUUCUCAAAUUCACAGAAUUUCAUAAAAAGGGCAACACACUCAAUUCCACGCACGCAGACAGAAAUCAAGAAACCCAAAAACAGAAAAGAGAUUUUAGAGAGAGAGAGAGAGAGAGAGGAACCGCCCUUUCCUUCCUUCCUUGUUGGGCAUUUUUUGUGUCUAUGUAAUGCAUAAUGAUAUUCUGAGGAACAUAAACAAUACCACCCACCAAGGCCAGAGCAAUAAUUCUCUACUUGUUUUCAAUUCGCUUCUUCAUUCGUCUCCUCCCUCUGCUUCAAACUUAGCGGACACUGGGAGUUUACGGGGCAAAAGAAAGAAAGAAAGAAAGAAAGCAGGAGCAGGUAAUUUGAUUAUCUUCGCUUCUUGAGUUGUAUGAUAAUUUCACUCCAUUUCUUGGAUUGAUAAUUCUGACGGUGAUUCCGUCCGUCGUAAAAUUCUGUUUUAAUAUUGGUUUGCGUGUAUUUGUUCUUCUGGAACGCCGAGGAGUCCUUCGUCAGCCCGGUUUCUUUGGGUUGUUCCGAUUUAUAUAACAAAUAUUAUUAUGUAUUUUGAUAAUUAUUGAUUUCCUUUUCGUAUUCGGGAAUUAAAUUUUUUUUUUCCACUGAUGGGGAUAAAUAACGACUCUGUUUUCCUGAUAAUGACUCUGUUUUCCUUUUCGCCCCCUCCCUAUUCUCGUUCUUGUUGUUUACAGCGACGAGCGAUCGAGAAUUCAAUCGACAAUACGGUCGCCAUGAGGAGAACACACUCGACGAAGCUCUGCUGUAGCCAUUGCGGUUGCUGCUGCUGAAAAUCGAGGCAGGGAAGAAGAAGAAGAAGAAGAAGAAGAAGAAGAAGAAUGGAGUUUGCUUACCAGCCAUACAUUGAUCCCGAUUUCGAAUCACUCAUCGAAAGAAUCUACCCUCCCAGGGUUUGCAUCGACAACGACACAUACCCAGAUUGCACGCUUGUUAAGGUUGAUAGUGCAAACAAGCAUGGGAUUCUGCUGGAGCUGGUUCAAGUUUUGACAGAUCUCGACCUUGUCAUCUCCAAGUCGUACAUUUCUUCCGACGGCGGAUGGUUCAUGGACGUCUUCCACGUGACCGAUCAGCUUGGGAAUAAACUCACCGACGAAACCCUCAUUCUCUACAUACAACAGGCGAUUUGUGCUAGUAGGAGGGUCCCGAACCAAACCGGUUCGACCAUCAAGGGGCAGGUCCGACCCAGCCACGUCUCCUCCACCGACCACACCGCCCUCGAAAUCACCGGCAUCGACCGCCCGGGCCUGCUGUCCGAGAUCUCGGCCGUGCUCGCCCAGCUGGAGUGCCACGUCACUGCGGCCGUGGCCUGGACCCACAGCGGGCGGGCCGCCGUGAUCAUCUACGUGGAGGAGAGCCGCGGCGGGCCCAUCGUGGACUCGGGGAGGCUGGCCCACGUCCAGGAGCAGCUGGACACGGUGGUGGAGGCCCACCACGGGACCGGGGAGAGGAGGAGCGUCAGGCUCACGGACCCCAAGCUGGGCCGGACCCACACCGAGAGGCGGCUCCACCAGCUGCUCUAUGCCGACCUGGACUACACGCGCUGCCAGGGCUGCAACGACGCGGGAGGAGAUUCGGGGUCCGUUCAUCGCCAGGACUGUGCCAAGAUCCACGUCACCAUCGAGCCGUGCGAGGAGAAAGGCUACUCCAUCGUCAAUUUGAGGAGCGCCGAUCGGCCCAAGCUGUUGUUCGACACGGUUUGUGCCCUGACGGACAUGGAGUACGUCGUGUUCCACGCCGCGGUCAGCUCCCUAGGAACGUUGGCCGAUCAGGAGUAUUUCAUAAGGCAGAAGGACGGGUGCACGUUGGAGAAGGAGAGCGAGAGGCAUAAGCUGAGCCAAUGCUUGAUCGCUGCAAUUGAACGGAGAGAUUGCGAUGGAUUGAGGCUGGACGUAUGCACGAUGAACAGAAUGGGGCUGCUGUCGGAUGUGACGAGGGCGUUCAGGGAGAACGGGCUGUCGAUAUCGAGAGCGGAGGUCGGGAGGCAUGGGGAGAUGGCCAUCGGGUCGUUCUACGUGACCGAGGCUUCCUCGGGAGGGAGCUACGUGAGCCCGGAGACGGUGGAGCAGGUGAGGAAAGAGCUCGGGGAGUCGAUCGUCGUCGUCGACAAGUUACCUUGCUGGAAUGGUGAGUUGAAGCCAACUGCAGCAUCAAAGUCCUCAACCCGUCGUCAUGAUGGCAGUGCUGGUGAUGAGAAGCCGCGCUUCUCUUUGGGGACCUUGUUUUGGGCACACUUGGGUUGGCUUUCCAGUAACUUUGGGUCGUCCAUUCGGUCAUGAGGAAAGGAUGUUUCAGGCUAUCGCUGAAGUCGUGUUCUGUAAAUAUUCAGCAAAUAGUUCUUUCUUGUUCCUUCUCUUGUUUUGUAUAUAAAGCAAGUGCUAGUUUUCCAUUUCCUCAGUGCUGCUCAUGAAUGAUGCAUGAUACCGAUAGAGAGAGACCCGCCGCCGUUUCGCCCAGUUGAAUCCAUAUCCUCGACAAAUUGAUCUUCGAUACAGUUUCACAAUCAUCAGAGGGAGGUUUUAUUGACACGCAGAAGUAGGAAAACUAGCAACAAAAGAGAGGAAAACGCAGAGGAAAUAUGGGAUUGGCUCCAAAGUGAGGAAUUUUCGGCUACAUGGCAAGCAACUGAAAUGAUAUGACUGAGAAAAUGAAAUGGAAAACAAUUA